UUUACCUAGGUCUAAUUAUAUUUUCGGUGUAAUUUUUAGCUAUUUAUAAAAGCUCGAGUGUGUUCCAUGUUUACUUCAAACUUGAAAAUCCUCAAAACACUAAAAUGCCAACUUCCGGUAAUGGUUGCCCUCGUCAUCCUCACUACUUGCUUGUAACUUUCCCGGCUCAAGGUCACAUAAACCCGGCGCUCCAACUAGCCAACCGUCUCAUCCACCACGGCGCAACCGUCACAUACUCCACUGCCAUCUCAGCUCACCGUCGUAUGGGCGAGCCACCUUCCACAAAAGGCUUGUCCUUCGCCUGGUUCACUGAUGGAUUCGACGACGGUGUUAAGUCCUCCAAAGACCAGAAGAUCUACAUGUCCGAACUCAAACGCUUCGGUUCGAACGGCCUCAGCGACAUCAUCAGAGCCAAUCUUGACGCCAGUACAGAGCCUAUCACAGGCGUAAUCUACUCUGUUCUCGUCCCUUGGGCUGCCACUGUAGCGCGUAAGUUUCACCUCCCGACUACACUUCUCUGGGUCGAACCAGCCACUGUACUAGACAUCUACUACUACUACUUCAACACCUCUUACAAACACCUCUUCGACACUGAUCCGAUCAAACUACCGAAACUGCCACUGAUCACCACCGGAGACCUCCCCUCGUUUCUUCAACCGUCGAAGGCAUUACCAUCCGCUCUUGUGACACUAAAAGAACACAUCGAAGCUCUCGAGUCGGAACCAAACCCUAAGAUUCUUGUGAACACUUUCUCUGCUUUAGAACACGAUGCUUUAACCUCCGUUGAGAAACUCAGAAUGAUUCCAAUCGGACCUUUAGUUUCCUCCUCCUCCGACGGUAAAACCGAUCUUUUCAAAUCUUCCGACGAGGAUUACACGAAAUGGCUAGACUCAAAUCUUGAUAAGUCCGUGGUUUACGUAUCAUUGGGAACUCAUGCGGAAGAUUUGCCGGAGAAGCACAUGGAGGCGCUUACUCACGGCGUGUUAGCCACAAACCGACCGUUUCUGUGGAUCGUGAGGGAGAAAAAUCAAGAAGAAAAGAAUCGGUUUCUUGAAAUGAUCAGAGGAGUUGAGCGAGGCUUGGUGGUGGAUUGGUGUUCUCAGACGGCGGUUUUAGCGCAUCGUUCGGUGGGGUGUUUUGUGACUCAUUGCGGUUGGAACUCGACGUUGGAGAGUUUAGGGAGUGGUGUUCCUGUGGUUGCGUUUCCGCAGUUUGCUGAUCAGUGUACGACGUCGAAGCUUGUGGAGGAUGCGUGGAGGAUCGGAGUGAAAGUGAAGGUAGAGGAGGAUGGACACGUGGCUGGGGAGGAGGUGAGACGGUGUUUGGAGAGGGUGAUGAGUGAGGGCGAAGAGGCGGAGGAGAUGAGAGAGUGUGCGGCGAAGUGGAUGAAGCUGGCUGUUGAUGCGGCCGUUGAAGGUGGACCGUCGGAUUUGAAUCUUAAGGGUUUUGUGGAAGAGUAUGGGUUUUAAGUUGUUUUUGCUUUAAAAGGUUCGUGAAUCGUGGUAAUAAUUUGUUUAAGUUUGCUUUAAAAGACAUCAACAAAGUUGUAUGAACCCGACCCAACUCACUCGUAUCAUAGUCAAAGCAAUGCGGACCAUGAACAUCUUUUUGAA
Molecule: messenger RNA, 1613 nt
Organism: Camelina sativa (false flax)
Lineage: Eukaryota; Viridiplantae; Streptophyta; Magnoliopsida; Brassicales; Brassicaceae
Source: RefSeq, a predicted model, not a curated record